UUUUGACCAUGAGAAUUGUUAUUCAGAAGGUCAAACGUGCUUCUGUGACGGUGGAUUCAGAGAUCGUCUCUUCUAUUGAGAAGGGCCUUCUCCUCCUUGUGGGUAUCUCAACUGAUGAUAACGAGAGAAUUGUUGAUGCAAUGGCAUCUAAAGUUGCCAAACUGAGGAUGUUUGAAGACGAAGAAGGCAAAAACUUGUGGAAGAGCACAACUAGACAGGCCAAUGGCCAAAUCUUAUCAGUGUCUCAAUUCACAUUGAUGGCCAAUACAAAGAAAGGCACGAAGCCGGAUCUCCAUAAGGCUGCAAAGGGUAUGUACAUGGCUUGUAGAAUUGCAUUUUGAAACCCAUAUUCUUAUACUAACACCGAGCCAGGCCCACAAGCCCAACCACUGUAUGAGCUUUUUCU
This is a messenger RNA of Williopsis jadinii, 406 nucleotides long. RefSeq names its product D-tyrosyl-tRNA(Tyr) deacylase (gene DTD1). Gene Ontology annotation, biological process: tRNA metabolic process. The record is from RefSeq and is a predicted model, not a curated record. Gene Ontology annotation, cellular component: cytoplasm. Gene Ontology annotation, molecular function: D-tyrosyl-tRNA(Tyr) deacylase activity. Bases 9 to 341 code for a protein of 110 amino acids. The transcript is spliced from 3 exons. NCBI's taxonomy places the organism in Eukaryota, Fungi, Ascomycota, Saccharomycetes, Phaffomycetales, Wickerhamomycetaceae.